Vigna angularis (adzuki bean) is the source of this 2598-nucleotide messenger RNA. RefSeq lists its product as uncharacterized. The transcript is spliced from 16 exons. Bases 627 to 2360 code for a protein of 577 amino acids. Gene Ontology annotation, cellular component: SCF ubiquitin ligase complex. NCBI's taxonomy places the organism in Eukaryota, Viridiplantae, Streptophyta, Magnoliopsida, Fabales, Fabaceae. Gene Ontology annotation, molecular function: protein binding. Gene Ontology annotation, biological process: SCF-dependent proteasomal ubiquitin-dependent protein catabolic process. The record is from RefSeq and is a predicted model, not a curated record.
CCUACCAUUUUCGCCACGUGUAAUCCGAUGUUUGCUUCGGAUGGAGCCUCGGUUACGAGCCACGUACCCACCCACCACUCCUUUCUUCUAGCACUCACUCCCAGGUUUUCAACUUUCACCUGCAACUUCCUCGCUAUUUGCUUCUCAGUUUCCCUUCGUUAAAAACUCUCUGCUGUUUCGUUUCACUCUUUCCAGAAUCGUCUUUCGUUCUGUUGUCCUUUUCCUCUCUGCAAAUCUUCAUUCAACAACAUCUCUGGAUUCUGCUGUUCUCUGCGGCUCGAUCAUCGUUCGUAACUUGCUAUGUUUUCCGUUUGUGUUCUCUUCAGUUCGAUCAUCGCUCGUAACUUGUUACUUAGCCGUUUGGAUUCUCUGCACUUCGAUCAUUGUAGUUUUGGUCUUUGGCUUUUAGAGGAGGUGUUCUAGAUAGAACUUGUUAAUGGAUUCAAGAGAAGUCAAUUCCUGAAUGCUCAAGUUGCUGAAUCUUAUUCAGCUAUUACUGUUUCUGGUUUUUUUAAUUGGAUGAAGUGAUGCGCUGGUUCCAUAUGGUAGCUGUUGGUUAUUGAAUGGAUUAGUCUAGUGUUGUGCUGCAAGUUUUUUGGCUUAUUGGUGACGGGAAUAUUUCCUGGAUGGGGGGAGCAUGUUCUAGGAAGCGAGAGCAGGACAAUGAAGAUAGUAUUAUCAGAGGACUAUCACGAAGCUAUUCUAGAUGUGGGAGUUUGAAAUGGUGGACAUCCUCUUUUUCUUAUCCAUCUGUUGAUUUUCACUUACGAAAAGGAGAAUGUCCACCACUUUUGGACCUGUGCAUACAGAAAAUAAAUGAGGACAUUGAUAAAUAUAACUCAUUUUCUAUGCUGCCACGGGAUAUAAGUCAGUUAAUUUUUAAUAAUUUGGUUUACUCGAGAUGUCUAACCAGUGCUUCCUUCGAAGCUUUUCGUGAUUGUGCUCUACAGGAUCUUUACUUAGGAGAAUAUGAUGGUGUUAAUGAUAAUUGGAUGGACGUCAUCUCAUCCCAGGGUUCAUCUUUACUUUCUGUAGAUCUUUCUGGGUCUGAUGUCACUGAUUUUGUGCUGACAUACCUUAAAGAUUGUGGAAGUCUAAUUUCUUUGAAUCUAAAUUACUGUGAUCAAAUUUCAGAUCGUGGACUAGAGUGUAUCAGUGGCCUGUCAAACUUGACAAGUUUGAGUUUUAGACGAAAUGAUUCAAUUUCUGCUAAGGGAAUGAGUGCCUUUUCUGGUCUUGUCAACUUGGUCAAGUUGGAUUUGGAGAGAUGUCCUGGUAUUCAUGGAGGCCUUGUUCAUCUUCGAGGUUUGACCAAGUUGGAAUCUCUCAAUUUAAAGUGGUGUAAUUGCAUAACAGAUUAUGAUAUGAAACCUCUUUCAGAGCUUGGUAGCCUGAAAAGUCUGGAGAUUUCAUCCAGUAAAGUCACUGAUUUUGGCGUCAGUUUCCUGAGAGGGUUACAGAAGCUUGCCCUGUUAAAUUUGGAAGGGUGCCUUGUAACAGCUGCAUGCUUGGAUUCUCUUGCAGAGCUUCCUGCGCUAUCAAACUUGAAUCUUAAUAGAUGCAAUAUCUCUGACAAUGGAUGCGAAAAAUUCUCACGACUGGAAAAUUUGAAAGUAUUAAACUUGGGAUUUAAUGUCAUAACAGAUACAUGUUUAAUUCACUUGAAAGGACUGACAAAGUUGGAGAGCUUGAACCUUGAUUCAUGUAAGAUUGGUGAUGAAGGGUUGGUCAAUUUGGCUGGCCAUGAGCGAUUGAACUGCUUGGAAUUGUCUGAUACAGAGGUUGGUAGCAAUGGACUACAGCAUUUAUCAGGACUGUCUAAUCUGCAGAAAAUAAAUCUUUCUUUUACCAUGGUUAGUGACGGUGGUUUAAGCAAAUUGCGUGGACUCUCAUCUCUGAAGUCCCUUAAUUUGGAUGCUUACCAAAUUUCUGACAUUGGGCUGUCAAACCUUACAAGUUUGACUGGCCUCACUGACCUGGAUUUGUUUGGUGCACGAAUCACAGAUUUUGGUACAAACUAUUUGAAAAAGUUUAAGAACCUGAGGUCUUUGGAAAUAUGUGGUGGAGCUUUGACUGAUGCUGGUGUGAAAAAUAUCAAAGAGCUUUCUUCUCUGGUCUGCUUAAAUUUAUCACAAAACAGCAAUCUUACAGACAAAACUCUUGAGUUAAUUUCAGGGCUCACUGGGUUGGUUUCUUUGAAUGUUUCAAAUUCUCGUAUCACCAAUGCUGGUCUGCAGCAUUUGAAAGCACUCAAUAACUUGAGAUCUCUGACAUUGGAGUCCUGUAAGGUGACAGCAAAUGACAUGAAGAAACUGAAAUCAAUAUACCUCCCGAAUCUGGUAAGCUUUCGGCCAGGUUAGUUAAUGCGGUAUUCUGAUUUAUAUAUAUGCGUAUAUUAUAUUAUAAAUACAUGUCAGUCGUACUGAUGUAUCUCAGACAAGAAUGGAAAAACGACCUCAAAUUGUACAUUGGCUAUAAUAACGGCUUUGUGGAAGGUGUGAUUCCACGUGUGCUGCCAAACUUGCUUUUGUUGUUUGGUUGUUUUGUAAAUAUAUUCAUAAUGGAAAAGAAUUAUGCAAGGACGUGUUUGCUACUGCC